This is a messenger RNA of Spinacia oleracea (spinach), 2485 nucleotides long. RefSeq lists its product as uncharacterized. Lineage: Eukaryota; Viridiplantae; Streptophyta; Magnoliopsida; Caryophyllales; Amaranthaceae. The transcript is spliced from 7 exons. The record is from RefSeq and is a predicted model, not a curated record. Bases 827 to 1777 code for a protein of 316 amino acids.
ACCCGUUUCUGCUGAAUUGAUCAUCAUUUCCGUCCUUUUCCCCGUAUCAAUUUGUUAAAGGGCUCUGAAAACCUGGGUUUUUCUGUUCAAUUGUUUUGGCGUAAAAUUUACGUAUUUAUAGUUCUGGUCAUCCUUUUGUUAUAUUCCAUUCCACAUUAUUAUUUCGACAAAAUUUCACCAAAAAUAUUUAUGGUAGAUGUGUUAUGACUUUAUUACACUCUGCUCUUUAUUGCUUUAAGAGGUCGCUAAUUUUCCUCAGGCUGAAAUGGAUGAAUAAAUUACGAGAAAACACGGUUUACUUUGAGUUAGCUUAAAGAUUUUCAAUUCCCAACAUUAUACUUGUUCUGCAUUGAAUUCGCGGAAUUUUCGUCGAAAUAUAGAAGUUCUUGCUGUUACAUGAUCCAAGUCGUCUCUUGUCAGCAAUAUUUUCUAUUUUUCAGUAUAUAAGUCAAAUUUAUUUUUUCCUUUUCCUUUUUUUCGUCGUUGGCUUUAUUGUUAUUAUUUAUAUUACGGAGUAGUAGAACUUGGUAUCAUAUUUAAAAAGUUAGAGAAUUUGUAUCCCCUCCAUAUCUUGUUAUUUUCUCUCUCCUAAAGAAAAGAAGUAUCCUCCUACAAUCUCUCUUCCCCUUUUUUUUCUCCUCUGUUUUUCUUUUCCCAUUCUUGCCUUCCAUUUUCCCUUGUUUUUUUAGAGUUUAGGGAGACCGGCUCCCUUCCUCUGUCCCUCCCUCCUCUCGAUCACCGUCGUCGUCUACUUUUCGAUCAAUUAAUUAAUCAAUCAAUCAAUUAAUCAAUCAAUCAAUUAAUCAAUCAAUCAAUUACAUCAAUUAUGGUGUUGGUUAAGAAAGGAUCAACGCAUUCAAACCUCGAUUGCUUCCUCCAUUGUACUACUCCGGUGGCGCCUUCACAAUUCCUUCCUAAGUCGGAGAUGAGGAACUUGAAUAGGUUGUGGCAUCCAUGGGAAAGAGAAAAUGUGGAAUAUUUUCGGUUAAGUGAUCUUUGGAACUGUUAUGAUGAAUGGAGUGCUUAUGGUGCUGGUGUUCCCAUUGAUCUAGACAGCGGCGAAACCCUUGUGCAAUAUUAUGUCCCUUAUUUAUCAGCUAUCCAAAUAUUUACCAGCACUCCUCCUCCUAUAUUCAGGGAAGACACUGAUUCAGCUGACGGUGAAACAAGGGAUUCGUAUAGCGAAUCGUGUAGUGAUGAGAGUGAAUUGUCGAGAUGGGAUGGAUGCUCGUCUGAAGAAGGCCCGUUUGAGCAUGAAAACUUAUUGCAAUUGAAUAAUAGGUUGGGUUACCUUUAUUGCCAAUACUUUGAGAGAUCAACUCCAUAUGGAAGAGUUCCUCUUAUGGACAAGAUAAUCGAAUUAGCUCGGAGAUACCCUGGAUUGAUGUCGUUAAAGAGUGUCGAUCUCUCGCCCGCUACUUGGAUGGCUGUUUCCUGGUAUCCAAUAUAUCACAUUCCAAUGGGGAGAACCAUUAAGGACUUGUCUACAUGCUUCUUGACUUACCACACCCUUUCAUCUUCAUUUCAAGAUAUGGACCAUGACGACGAUAUGGAGGCCCCAGAAUGGAUAAAGAAAAGAAAGGAAGGAGAAGGCAUCCCUCUCCCAGCUUUUGGUCUUGCAACUUACAAAAUGCAAGGCAGCUUGUGGGUCUCGGGUAGGUGUGGCCGGGACCAGGAUAGGGUUGUGUCACUUUGGAGUGUUGCUGAUUCUUGGCUGAAACAACUUAGAGUCCAACACCAUGACUUUAAUUAUUUCACCGGGAUUAGGAGUGGCUAAUCAAUCUCUUAACACAAAUCUUCUCCUUUAACCCCCUCACUCACUGUAGAGGAAAUUGACCCAUUUUUCCUGUGGUUUUUCUCUUCUCUUUUCUUUUCUUUUGCUUUUCUUUUUCAAAAAACACUUAUCUAGUUCCGUUUAUACCAAAACUAAAGGGUCGAAGGCCCCCCUAUAUUUCCCUGUAAUGCACAACCAAUCGUCCAUCUAAACACAAGAUACCUCUGGACUCAGUUUAUUGUUCGAGUCUCUCAUUUUAACCUACAAGAGUUAUAUAUGGGUGAAUCCGGAACAUUACUUUUCUUAAUCAACGGCUGAUUAGUAACGAGCAUAGAGCCCGAAUAGAAGUUUGUCACAAUUGUGGUAUGGACCUUACGGAGUUGAUAAGAGUAGUUGGUUGAUUUCGCCGCGUCAAUAGUGGAUGCUUUGAUAGAGUUAUUGUCCCAUCCCCAGCUUAUGGUUGUACUGGAAUAUGGAAUGGAUCAUGUCCUCUUUACCCUCUUUUUAAACUUCUCCUACUUUAUUUUUUAUCAAGUCAUCGGUGGAUUGGUCCAUAAAAUACUAUGGAUACAUAGAGUAGUGUAAAAGGCAGAACAUGUACUGUUUUCAUCUUGUUUAACUUUCGGGGGUUUGUGUUGUAUAUUCUCUCUAAUUUAAAUGUAAUGAUUAAAAGAUGCUUAAAGAUGCUAUGUAAAAAGUGUUUUUUUUUAA